AUGGUGCUGCAGGCUAUCCAGUAUGAACCCGCUUCGGCCGAUGCCUCCCCCUCGUUACGGAUCCUCGAUCAGCUGCUCCUACCACACCGAACCGCCUACGUUCCGAUUCGAGACUGCGAAGAAGCCCAUGCCGCAAUCAAACAGAUGAAAGUCCGGGGGGCCCCGGCCAUCGCCAUUGUGGCGGCUCUGGCUCUCGCCGUCGAGGUGGGACGUGAGAUCAGGAACGGGACGCUGGCUGCAGCAGCGCCGGAAGAGGUCAAGGACAGCAUAGGCCAGCGGCUGGACUAUCUCAAGACGAGUCGACCGACGGCGGUAAAUCUCGGAGAUGCAGUCGGCAAGCUCAAGAUCGUGGCCAAGAAGGCCACAUUGCAACCGGGGGCGUCUGCGGAGUCUGUUGCCCAAGCCUACAUUGCCGCUGCAGAACGGAUGCUGGUGGACGAUGUCUCCGACAACAAGGCUAUUGGGGAGCAUGGAGCUCGUUGGAUCGAGGAAAACACCGCUGCCGGAAGGAAAAGAAAAGCAAACAAGAAUCAAGAGCUUGCGAUUCUGACACAUUGCAACACUGGAUCUCUGGCAACUGCGGGAUAUGGCACGGCGCUUGGUGUCAUCAGAUCACUGAGAGCCGUCAACAUGCUCACCCGAGCAUACUGCUCCGAGACUCGACCCUACAACCAAGGUUCACGGUUGACGGCAUAUGAACUCGUCCACGACGAGAUCCCGGCCACGCUCAUAACGGACUCGAUGGCUUGUGCACUGAUGGCUAGAGAAGGACACCGUCUGGCAGCCAUUGUUGUUGGAGCCGACAGAGUCGCAGCGAAUGGCGACACAGCCAACAAAAUCGGAACGCAUUCUCUGGCUGUACUUGCCCGUCAUCACGGGGUAAAAUUCCUAGUUGCCGCUCCUAGGACAACCAUCGACCGAGACACGUUAUCGGGGAAGGACAUUGUAAUCGAGGAAAGAGCACCGGAAGAGGUGACAAGGAUCAAGGGUCCCAGAGUUACGGUAGACGGAAAGUUACUUCUGGACGAAGGUUCAGAGACGGUGAGCACCGCUGCAGUUGGGAUUGAUGUAUGGAAUCCAGCCUUUGAUGUUACCCCGGCAGAACUCAUCGAUGGAGUCAUCACUGAAGUCGGAGUCGUUGAGAAGGUAGAUGGGAAGUUCAAUUUCGGGAUCAUUUUCCCCCAACCCUGA
This is a messenger RNA of Fonsecaea nubica, 1191 nucleotides long. RefSeq lists its product as hypothetical. Gene Ontology annotation, molecular function: S-methyl-5-thioribose-1-phosphate isomerase activity. The record is from RefSeq and is a predicted model, not a curated record. NCBI's taxonomy places the organism in Eukaryota, Fungi, Ascomycota, Eurotiomycetes, Chaetothyriales, Herpotrichiellaceae. The coding region runs from base 1 to 1191 and encodes 396 amino acids. The transcript is spliced from 2 exons.